GACGAUUCGGAUGUAGAUGAAAGCCGUACGGUGUCAAUAUUUAUCGACCGCAUCUAUCUUCCAGAAUUUUCUCGUCUAUUGCACCCCAGCUUCGAUGACGUUAAAGUUUACGUAGACUGGUUCUUUUUGGAUUAUCCACAGGAAGAAUCAAGAACCCCAGAUGCUAUCACACUUCCUCGCGUUCCAGACAGCCCUGGAGUGUUUGCCUACAAAAAAGAAUUUCAACUAUCCAAGCGGCGUGUGGCCUUACUUGAGCAAUGGCUUGAACUGGGCAAUCGCCUCGAUUUCACUUUGAUAACUGAAGGGGAGGAUAGCGAGGAACUGGCAGUAGCACAGCUGGAACUCGGUCGUACUGCCACUGACGAAACUGUAACUAUUCAAUUUCUGGACAUAAAUGGAGAACAUUAUGCGGAUUUGGACCUCGUCGUUUCCUAUCCAUCGCAAAUAUUUGACUGCCUGAAGACCUGA
Molecule: messenger RNA, 468 nt
Organism: Strongylus vulgaris
Lineage: Eukaryota; Metazoa; Nematoda; Chromadorea; Rhabditida; Strongylidae
Source: the annotation of a GenBank genome assembly